This is a messenger RNA of Bursaphelenchus xylophilus (pine wood nematode), 2137 nucleotides long. Lineage: Eukaryota; Metazoa; Nematoda; Chromadorea; Rhabditida; Aphelenchoididae. The record is from the annotation of a GenBank genome assembly.
AUGAACAUGGAGAACAUCAGCAGUGCCCUCGGCGAAGAUGAGGCCUUUCUGCAUGAGUAUGCGGAAGAAGAGGCCGCCCGGUGGACGAUUAAGGUCGUCUUCUGCACCUUGUACUUCUUGUUAUUUUUAUUCGGAACUAUCGGAAAUGGGUAAGUAUCCGCCGCUUAACGUCACAGUAAAGUCUUCAUAAAUCAUCCCGUUAAUCUCAAUUUAAGCUAUUGACGUUCUAAGAAAACGUUUUUUAUUUUAAAACUUUAUAAAUUAGCCCAAUCAUUGCGAAGACUAGUGCUAUUAUUUCUGCACUUGCUCUUUGCACUUUGAACUCUUGAGAUGGAAUUGUUUCAGAUGUGUGAUCAUCAUGUUAAUUAACGUCCUCAGUCAGAUGCAUUCUCAUGGGGCCAAUAAACGGAUCAAUUCUUCUGGUACCACGCACGUUUUCAUUUACGUCCUGGGUAAGCAGUUCACGUACAGUGUCGGGCAGGAUGCAGUGCUCAAAAGUGCCUUCCAUUGCCUCACAGAGCCAUUCCGAAUGCAACCAAAUGCCUCACCGAAAAUAACAUUUUCUGGAAGCGAGAGAGAGAGAGAGAGAGAGAGAUAGAGAGAGAUUAUGGUAUUCGGAAUGUCUUGAGGCAAUGGGCGUUGACCUUUGAGAUUUCCUGUGUUCUGAACAUUUGCUAAGAUUUUCAGUUUAAUCAGAUAUCAUAAUACAAACUUCAGGGCUGAGUAUUGUUGAUUUCCUGGUUAUAAUGCAUCUACCUCUGUUAAUCUUUGAUAUCAUUGAGGGCCAAUGGAUCUUCGGCCUGGUUAUGUGUAAACUGUACUGGAUCGGGGAGAGUGUUAACAAACUUUUGAGUGCCUUCUUGAUGUCUGUCCUCAGUUGGGAUCGGUUUAUGGCUGUCUGUGCACCCAUCAAAUCAUUUCGGUAAGGAAAUGCGAAGAAUAAUAUCAGAAAUGUGCAGAUAUCGGACAAAUAAUGUGGCCAUACUGGUGUUGAUGAUUUGCACAGCAGUAGCAAUGGUAUUGUUGUAUCCGGUAUUAAAAGAGUCGACUGUUCAGAGGGUCGAUAAAUCGACCAUGUUGAAAAUUGAAGAUAACGACUCUCCAGGUAAAAACGUCAUCUCUUUUAGAAUAUAAACUGUUUAUUAUCAAAGUAAUAAUGUAAAGUUCUACUUUCAGGAUCAAAUACCAUCCAGAAAUGUGUCUUUGAGACCAAUACUCCCGCCUUCAUGUUAUAUACAUUUGCGUUUGGAUUUCUGAUGCCGGCCUUAUUGAUUUCUUUCUUUUAUCUGCGUGUAAUACUGUCAUUGCGAGAGAAAACUAAAGGCGUCACCUUGGAUAAAGGUUCAUCAAAUGCCACUCAUCGAUUACACAAAGUUACUCAACGAAUUGUCACAGUAGUUUUAUUUUAUUUCUUCUGUUGGACCCCUUAUUGGAUGCUCAACAUUUUGCUGCAAUUUCAAAUCUUUGUUGUAAGUUUUUGAUUACAAAUUUAUAUCGUUUUAGACCUCCUGGUCGGGGCUUACGUUGAGUUCGGUCUUCUUCGCGGCCCAUCUCUUGGUUUGUUUCAACUCGGCGGCGAAUCCCGUUCUCUACGCUCUCAUUAAUCGAGAGCUCCGUCAACAACAUGUGGCGGCAUUAAUGAAGCGAAGGAAGAGUAAUAAUAUUCUCAAAACGACAUUCUCCAUCGACAAAAUAUCUCAACGUCCAUCGAUGGGAACACCUUAUGUGGGGACUCUGCGAAGACACACGACUGUAUUUGAGAGAGUCUCAUCUCAAUCUUCUUUGGACUCAAAAAUGUUGGUGGCGUUGGAAGCCGCCAAAGCGAGAUGCAGAACCAGCUUGCCUCAGAGCAAAUUACAUGUUUCGUAAGUCACUGAUGUCAUUUAGUGUACUUAUAUGAUGUCAUGUGUCUCUGUUAUAAAAAUUAAUACCCACGAGCUAAAAUCAACCUUUUUUCAGUCUAAAUGGUCUCUGCUCCCUGAUCACUCCAAAAACAGCCUCUACUCUCAAUAAUAACGAUAAUCUUGAACAUCUGAUCAAGUCCACCUACUCUCAGCCGUCGUUAUCAACGGCCACUUCGUCGAUGAAUAGAGAUGAGAGUAUGAUUAUCGACGGAAACAGGGAUGCCUUCUUGUAA